UAAGUACCGCGCGACCUGUUUUCGUGGCCAUCGUCAAUUGAUCCUGCUUCUGCGGUCAGGUGUGGUGUGCAGGUCGCUAGCUAGUGUGUCGUGUACUCUUGCGAGGAGGUCACUACCGCCGGAAAAAGAUGGACGGCGAAAUGGGCGAGGACGUGCUCAGUGAGAUCCUCGUCAGGCUCCCGCACAAGUCGCUGGCGCGGUUCCAGUGCGUGUCCACCAACUGGAACGCCCUCAUCGCCGCCGACUACCUCCGCCGCAGGCUCCCGCUCAUCACGUCCGGCGUGCUCUUCCACGACGCGCCACGGGAUGGCGUCGGGAGGCAGGCGUACACGUACGCCUGCGCCUUGCCAUCCUCAUCCUCCGGCGAAACGGGCAACGGCGGCGUGGCGGAGGCCGACGACAUGGGCUUCUUCCCGUACCACGGUACCUCGAGCAUCAUCGACGGCUGCAACGGCCUAAUCCUCUACUACUCAUCAUCACCGCAGCCGACGUUCCACGUGGUCAGCCCAACGACGCGGCGCUGGGCGGUGCUCCCGGCGCCGAGGAAGAAGACGCUGCUCUCCGUCCUGUCCUUCGACCCCUGCGCGUCCCCGCACUACAAGGUGGUGUGCUUCACCAGGUGGCUGCCGCGCGGCGCGUCCGUGGAGGUGUUCUGCUCGGAGCGCGGCGCGUGGCGCGAGCACGACAAGCUCGACUUCGGGCUCGACACCGACGCCAUGUCCGCCACCAUGCACUGCUUCGGCGGCGCCGUACACGUGCUGGCCUACUCGGGCCACGUCGUCCGCAUCGACCUCGCCACCAUGGCGUGCACGGUCACCGCGCUCCCGGCGCCCGUCAGCUACCGUGCGCGCGCGGGCCACUGCCGGGACCGCCUCCGGUACGCGUCCAGCGACGGCUCGCGCCUCAAGUUCUGGGAGCUCGUGGACGCGAGCAGAUCAGAGUGGGCACUGAAGCACGAGCUGGGGAUCAAUGACCUCGUCCCCGGUGGCUCGUCCCUGCAGGCCACCACUGCUCCGACCUUCCUGUUCAUGGCGUUCCACCCGGACAGGGAGGUGGUGUACCUGUGGACGCCCGGGAAGCUCGUCGCAUUCAACAUGGAGCAGAGGCGCGUGGAGGAGGAGCGGGUGUUCGGGUCGGCCAAGGAAGGCGCGCAGCUCAUACAGAUCUGGCUCUUUCCCUUCUCCCGCCAUCUCGCCAGCUGCUUGGCCUGAUUGGCCCGGCCACCACACUGGUCACGGGGCGAAAGGGCUUCGCCUCUGUGCGCGUCUCGUCCGUUUGUGUGGGAUCAUGUAUACGAAACUAGCAUUGUGGCCCUCGCAAUUGCGAGGGCAUCAUCUUUAAUGUGUCAAAAGUGUGUGUGUGAUAAUUCAAAAUUUUAUGGAUCAGUUUUUUACUAUAGGAACAAUUUUCAUGGUUUUUGCAAGAUAAAAGUACAAGUAUUUUUUAGUUA
Messenger RNA from Lolium perenne, 1450 nucleotides. Its product is annotated as F-box protein At5g07610. NCBI's taxonomy places the organism in Eukaryota, Viridiplantae, Streptophyta, Magnoliopsida, Poales, Poaceae. Gene Ontology annotation, molecular function: protein binding. The record is from RefSeq and is a predicted model, not a curated record.